This is a messenger RNA of Carassius auratus (goldfish), 2086 nucleotides long. Its product is annotated as sodium- and chloride-dependent GABA transporter 2-like. NCBI's taxonomy places the organism in Eukaryota, Metazoa, Chordata, Actinopteri, Cypriniformes, Cyprinidae. Gene Ontology annotation, cellular component: plasma membrane; cell projection. The record is from RefSeq and is a predicted model, not a curated record. Gene Ontology annotation, biological process: nitrogen compound transport; amino acid transport; sodium ion transmembrane transport. The transcript is spliced from 13 exons. Gene Ontology annotation, molecular function: gamma-aminobutyric acid:sodium:chloride symporter activity. Bases 65 to 1711 code for a protein of 548 amino acids.
UCAACCUCCACUGCAGAAUUAGUGCAGCCUUGACAUCAAUGGAAACGUGUAAAAACUGAAUAGAAUGGACAGAAUAGAAGGACAAAUAGAGGAGAGAGGGUACUGGGGCAGUAAAACAGAGUAUCUUCUGGCUGUGGCAGGGAAUGUGAUUGGACUGGGUAACGUGUGGAGGUUUCCUUACCUCUGUUACAAGUAUGGAGGAGGGGCAUUCCUGAUACCCUACCUGGUGUUUGUGGUUACCUGUGGGGUUCCUCUGUUCCUGCUAGAAACAGCUAUGGGACAGUACACACAGGAAGGGGGCAUUACUUGUUGGCAUCGGCUCUGUCCAUUAGCUGAGGGUAUUGGCUAUGGAGGACAACUGAUUCUUUUGUACAGCUGCAUGUAUUACAUCGUCAUUUUGGCCUGGGCGCUUUUCUACCUCAUCUUCUCUUUCAGCUCCCAACUGCCAUGGGCCAGCUGUGACAACACCUGGAACACAGAUGACUGUGUAAAUCUUGCUGCAAAGAAUUUGACCCUCAACCAAACAACGCUGAUUAAUUCAACACCUGCUGCUACUGAGUUCUGGGAACGCAGAGUUCUGUCUCUCUCUGGAGGUAUUGAGGAGAUCGGUAAGAUCAACUGGGAGAUUCUUCUGUGUCUCAUUGCAAUGUGGGUCAUUUGUUAUUUCUGCAUCUGGAAAGGAGUCAAAUCUACAGGCAAGGCGGUGUAUUUCACAGCUACAUUUCCUUAUGUGAUGCUGCUUGUGUUGCUGAUUCGUGGGUUGACUCUUCCUGGAGCUCUGCAGGGGGUUGUGUUUUACCUGUACCCUGAACCAGCCCGUCUCUUUGACCCGCAGGUUUGGUUGGAGGCCGGGGCACAGAUCUUAUUUUCCUACAGUGUGUCUGUUGGCACUCUCACUGUUUUAUCCAGCUACAAUAAAUACAACAACAACUGCUACAGGGACAGCUUGUGGCUUUGCAUCCUGAACAGUUGCACAAGUUUGGUGGCUGGCUUUGCUGUGUUCUCAGUCUUGGGCUUCAUGGCCCAAGAGCAGGGCAUCCCCAUUGCAGAGGUGGCAGAAUCAGGGCCAGGACUAGCAUUCAUAGCUUAUCCACAGGCUGUAGCUAUGAUGCCUCUUCCUCAGUUGUGGGCUGCUUGUUUCUUCAUCAUGAUUAUUUUGCUGGGGCUAGAUACACAGUUUGUUUCAAUGGAAGCCGUCACAACGUCAGUGAUUGACCUCUUCCCCAUGAUUCUGCGCAGAGAAGGACGGCGAGAAAUCUUCAUACUGCUCUUCUGUCUCAUUUGCUUCUUGGGCCAAUUCAUCAUGGUUACAGAGGGGGGGAUGUAUGUAUUCCAGUUGUUUGACUACUAUGCCUGCAAUGGAGCCUGUGUACUGUUCCUGUCUGUGUUUGAGACUCUGGCCAUGGGUUGGAUUUUUGGGGCUGAGAGAAUGUUUGACAUCAUUGAGGACAUGACGAACUCACGGCCCAACUACAUAUUCAUGCUGUGCUGGAAAUACCUGACUCCUCUCGUAUCUGUGGUGUCUUUUUUCUGUUCUAUGGUAGAGUACACGCCCCUCACCUUUAACCGCUGGUAUGUGUACCCAGACUGGGCGUAUGUGCUAGGCUGGUUACUGGCCCUGUCCUCCAUCAUACUGGUGCCUGGAUGGGCGCUGGGUCAACUGUUUGCCGGGAAAGGGAGUCUGAAACAGGUCAGGCAUUUUACAAGAUAAACAAGGCAAGAAACAGUGAAUGCUAAUCUGCACACCUAACCAAGAGAUUAUGUCUAGUCCACUUUCAAGUUUUAAUACUACCUCACUGUUGUUUUCCUGUGUUUGACAGCGUUGGCGUCACCUGUGUAGUCCUGAUCCAGAGCUUCCUCUCACCUCCAAACAAAGAGCUGAAAUGAAGGAAACCACUUUCACUGCAGAGAUGGAAGAUUUAGUUAGGGCAAACAUAAAUGAAGAUGAAAAUGGACACUAAUGUAUUUUGUAGUCAAUAUUUUGUCAAUAGUCAUGAAGGAUACUAACAAGCUGUAGAAAUAAGGCCCAAAUUUAAUUCCUUCAUCUCGGCAUACAAAUAGUAACCCUAUUUGCUCAACAGAGCAU